AGGAGAAGCGCGUCGUGGGCGGGCUGACCGGCGCAGUAGGGAAGCUAACGCCCUCGAGGCUCAACUACGGGAUGGUCAAGGCGGAGCCCGCGGAGGAGGCCCAGGCGGCGCAGCCGCAGGAGAGCUUCCCGGCGGCGCCGGCUUUGGCGUCCUCUAGGCCGCUGCCGUGCACCCCGCAGGAGAAGCUGAUACAGGUCAGGGACUACUCCAAGGCGCACGGGCUGGAUCUUGAUCAGGUCUGCUUGAAGGCCUUGUCGCGCCUGGCUUUCUACAAGGCUAAAGACCUGAUCGACGAUGUCUUGUUGGGGGGCAAGAACCGCACUGGCGUGACGAACCCCUCCAGGUACCUGACCAUCGGGUGCCAGAGGCUCACCACGGGCCUCGGCGUGGAGCAGGGGCUCGCCAUGAGGGGGCUGGCCGUGUCCCUGGGCGUGGUGCUCAACAACGACGCCCUGGACGAGCUGGCCUGCAUCCCCAGGAAAGACUCGUACGCGAUCAUCCGGGAGCUUGCCAAGGACGUGGAGGCGAGAAAGGACCCCAUGCAGUUCAUCAUGAGCGAGGUCAUGAAAUGCCGGGCGCAGCUGGACGCGCGGCCGUGGCCGCCCAGGGGGUGACGCCCCGCUCCGGGCGGCCGCCGCGUCGCGGGGCGCGCUGCCUCUCGCAGUGCAGAGGGCCGCUGGGCCCAAGAAAGGACACGGGCUGCGCACGCG
Prorocentrum cordatum is the source of this 710-nucleotide messenger RNA. Lineage: Eukaryota; Dinophyceae; Prorocentrales; Prorocentraceae. The record is from the annotation of a GenBank genome assembly.